AGCAACAAAUCCCCCGGAGAACCUGGACAAGCUGCGCCAGCGUCCACGCAAGCGUCCGGAUUGGUCAGCGUUGAUGAAGGACUUGGAGUCGAAGGCGACCAAAGACAAGCUUCGGAAAGUGGUUACUAAUGACAGAAGCCAGCCCCUGUUGCCUCGGAUGAAGUCCAAAGGACAGUUUGUGUACGAUUCAGAGAAGCCGAAUCUUCAUCAUCAGCUACUCAAUGAGAUUCAGAGGGGCGUGAAUCUGAAAAGGGUCAAGCACAUAAGCGACAGAAGCCGGCCACUACUGGAAGGCUUGAAGAAAUUCCGACGACAGCUGACGAUCGAAGAGCAACAAAAGGUGGAAGAAACCCCUCCGGAGCCCAUCGACGAGGACCUGGACGACAUCGACAAACUCCGAGACGACUUGCAAGCAACCAAGCAGCUCCUGGAAAUCGAGCUCAGGAACAAACACGUGGAAAAGGAGCUGAAUGAGAAGCUCCAGUCCAAACUCGAGCAGAUGGAAACUGAGUUGAAAACCCUGAAAACGUCCCUGAAGGAGACCCAGAAACAGAACCAGGAGUUGAGUGAGCAAUUGGCGACGCGCAAGGACAGCGUGGAUUUGAAGCCCCUGAAAAGGCUGCCUCUGGAGCCCAGUUUCUCCUUUGCGGAUCUCAAGAAAGAUCUGAGCAAAGCCAAUCUGACUCGGAAUGAUUCCGUCAUAUUCAACGAAAUUGAUGCCUUUGAGGAGGAAUACAACAAUUUGCAGUCUCGCUUGGCUCAAGCCCAAAAGGAGUCCCAAACCUGGAGAAGCAAGUUUGAGAAAGCAUCCAAGGAGCUGCAGGAAGCCAAUGCCAAACUCAACCCUUCCCAGGACCAAAAACCUGUUCCAAAAUUUGUACCUUCUCCAGAGUCAAGCUCAGAAGAAGAAGAGUCCAGUACAGAGGAAGAAGAAGACGAGGAAGAAGAAGAAGAGGAAGAAGAAGAGGAAUCCGAGUCAGAAGCAGACGAGGACAAGAAAGAACUCCGGUCCCUGGAGUCGAAGUUGAGAAGCACUCAAGAACGAGCCAAGGCUGCUCGGUCAGAGAAGAAAAGCCUGAGGAAAUCCAUCAAAGACCUGGAAAAGAGCAUCAAAAGCGAAAAGGAAAACUACUCGAGACUCAAGCAAGACGUGGACAAGAUGGCCAGACUCAUGUCCACCGACGACUGCACUUCCGAAGACACUCUGGACUCGUCCGAGUCUUCCUCUUCCGACUCCGAGUCUUCCAGUGAUGCGGACACGGAACUCGAGUUGGAUCCCACUUUGGGCAGUCGUCUGCAACUCGACAACCUAAACGUCGAAACCAGAUAUGCAAAGAUAAACUCCUGCAUCAAGAAGCUGCAAGAAGACUUGAACAGGACCAAGCGGUGUAACCACUUGCUCAAAUCCAACGCAGACAAACUCCAGCAAGACUACGAAAGCGAAAAGGCCAAAUACAAGCAACUGGAGCAAGAACUCAAUCAUGUUCUCGCGGAACUCGGCUGAAAAGCACACCUUCUUUUUGUUUUGUUUUGUUUUUUUCCUUUCUAGCUGACAACCAGUUGUCGGCGAAAAAAAGAAACUUCUUUUUUUUUCGCAAACAACCCUAGGGCACGUGUUUAGCAUAUUUUCGUUAGGUUUGUAUUUUUUCUCUAUAUAUGGACCAUUGCUCUAAAAACACUCCUCUUCUCUUCUGCUUGUAACAACGACGACAUCUUAGCAACAAUUGCGGCAAUAAUUAAAGCUGUGUUUUUACGAAAA
This is a messenger RNA of Notodromas monacha, 1759 nucleotides long. NCBI's taxonomy places the organism in Eukaryota, Metazoa, Arthropoda, Ostracoda, Podocopida, Cyprididae. The record is from the annotation of a GenBank genome assembly.